UUGUGUGGACGUGGGAGCAGUAACAGAGGGGCCAUUUUGAAUCGGUGGUCAAAGGAAAUGACUGGUGUGAAGCGCCUGGCAGCCAGAGCAGCCAGGUACCGCGGCCCUCCUGGGACUGCCUGAGGGUGUGAGUUCGCUUGAAGUAGGUCGAACUCCGGAUUAUGGCGGCUCUCAAAGGGGACAUUGAGAUUUCUGCAAACUGAUCAAUGUCAUACACCCCACUGGAUUUCUCUGAGACUCUUGCCCUAGAGGAUGGCCAAAGGGCUCCUGAUGACCUAUGCCCUUUGGGCUUUGGGGGGUCCUGUUGGACUCCACCACCUGUACCUGGGAAGGGACAGUCACGCCCUGCUCUGGAUGCUAACCCUGGGAGGUGGGGGAUUGGGCUGGCUCUGGGAAUUCUGGCAACUCCCCAGCUUUGUGGCUCAGGCCAAUAGAGCCCAGAGGUGGCAUCAGAGGCCUGAAGAGGAGAGACCGCCCCCGAGUCUCCUUCGCUUUGCUUCCCAGAUGGCAGUGGGUGUCUAUUUUGGUCUUGUGGCUCUGGUUAGCCUUUCUUCCAUGGCCAACUUCUAUAUAGUGGGCCUCCCACUGGCGGUCGGCUUAGGGGUCUUGCUGGUAGCUGCUGUUGGUAACCAGACCUCAGACUUUAAGAACACCUUAGGAGCGGCCUUCCUCAUUUCCCCUGCGUUCUAUGGCCGCCCCAUAGCCAUCCUGCCCAUCAGUUUAGCUGCCAGCAUUACAGCCCAGAAGCAUCGCCGAUACAAAGCCUCAGCGGGAUCAGAGACACUUAGUGUCCGGCUCUAUCGCGUGGCCUUGGCUUACUUUGCCUUCACAGGCCCACUGGCCUACAGCACCGUGUGUAACACAGCUGCCACCAUUAACUACGUGGCGGAAACCCUGGGUUCCUUCUUGAGUUGGUUCAGCUUUUUCCCACUUCUCGGCCGCCUUGUGGAGUCCAUCUUGCUCCUGCCUUGCCAGAUCUGGUGGCUACUGGUUGGGGAUCCUGGCUUCAACAGCAGCCAGUUCCAGGAUUGGGAAAAGCUCUAUGAAUUUGUCGACAGUUUUCAGGAUAAGAAACGUCAGCUGGCUCACCAGGUUCUGGGCGUUCCAGAAGGAGCAACCAGUGAGGAAAUACAUCGGAGUUACCGGGACCUGGUGAAGGUCUGGCACCCAGACCACAACCGCCACCAGACGGAGGAGGCCCAGAGACACUUCCUGGAGAUCCAGGCCGCAUAUGAAGUCUUGAGUCAGCCCAAGAAGCCCAGAGCAUCGUGGAGGUGAAAAGCAGGCCCUCGAGGAUGGGCUCAGUCUUGUCAGCACCAUCCUCAAAACCCGCUCGUAGCAGAGGCGAGGAAAACCUCGAGGGGAUGAGAAGGGUAGA
Messenger RNA from Apodemus sylvaticus (European woodmouse), 1378 nucleotides. RefSeq names its product DnaJ heat shock protein family (Hsp40) member C22 (gene Dnajc22). Bases 253 to 1278 code for a protein of 341 amino acids. The record is from RefSeq and is a predicted model, not a curated record. Lineage: Eukaryota; Metazoa; Chordata; Mammalia; Rodentia; Muridae. Gene Ontology annotation, biological process: endocytosis. Gene Ontology annotation, cellular component: plasma membrane; early endosome. The transcript is spliced from 3 exons.